This is a messenger RNA of Larimichthys crocea (large yellow croaker), 2579 nucleotides long. It is a transcript of the gene tm2d2, whose product is annotated as TM2 domain containing 2. Bases 134 to 811 code for a protein of 225 amino acids. The record is from RefSeq and is a predicted model, not a curated record. The transcript is spliced from 4 exons. NCBI's taxonomy places the organism in Eukaryota, Metazoa, Chordata, Actinopteri, Sciaenidae.
GCCAAUCAAAUCUAAAAGAAGAAGGACGUCAUACGCAGCUAGCUGAAUGUCGCUGCUUACCAUGAACGGCUGUUAUGAUUGUUCUGAUUGUUAUGAUUGUUAUGAGGAUUAAUGUAGUGUUCUGAGGCUGACAAUGAUUUCAGUGAGCUACAUCCUGCUGUGUGGACAGUUCCUGCUGCUGCUGACGGUGAUUCUGUUACAAUGUCUGGAAGGAAUUCACUCCCAGAACUCGUCGACGACGGAGACUCCCGCUACUUCCCCCGGGCAGGGAGCCACGACGCUCCCGUUCAACAGCGAGCAGCCGCCCGAAGCACCGGACCUACCGGAAAGUACCAAUUAUACAGAGGCCUAUGAGUACAGACCCCCGUCACCAGUGGUCCUCUGCAGCUACCUGCCGGAGGAGUUCAUCUACUGUCAGGACCCCGUGGAUCAUGCAGGCAACAUGAGCGCCUCCGUGGAGAUGGGCCAUGGCUGUGUCGGGUGGGGUGGCCAGACGAAAAAAGAAGUGAACGUCACGCAGGUUAUCUGCACCGCUCUUGAUGGUAUAGAGUGUGCCGGACCCAGAGAGUUCCUCAGAGGAGAUGUACCAUGCAUCAAAUACACAGGACACUAUUUCAUCACCACACUGCUGUACUCCUUCUUCCUGGGCUGUUUUGGCGUUGAUCGUUUUUGCCUGGGCCACACCGGCACUGCCGUUGGGAAGCUGCUCACCCUGGGAGGCCUGGGAAUCUGGUGGUUUGUGGACCUGAUCCUGCUCAUCACGGGCGGCCUGAUGCCCAGCGAUAACAGCAACUGGUGUACCUACUACUGAGUCAGACAGCAGAGAGUGACUGAGGACUCUUCACAGCAUGUUAAAUAUUGAGAACUCCGGGGAUUCGGCUUCAGUUUGCGGAUAUGACUCUGUGAGCUCCAAGAGGAUUUACAGCUCUGCUGUGCAAAGUGGAGUCCAGGGACCUCCUGAGGACUCUACACGGCUCACAGGACCCUUGAGAAAAACUAAUUAGAUUUGAAUCUAGUCUAAGUCACCAGAAAUGUUCCUACUUUGAGAACACACAAGAACAACUACUGUACUCAGCUCUCAGCAGAACUGUCAGCUAAGGUCAUGUUUCAUAGCUGUAGUUCAGUUCAUGUGGAACAAACACUGAUACGGCCCCACACGCACCUGUUUUAACUGAUGGAUUAGGCAAAAUUACUGCACUCAUGGUGGCAUGCAUGUGUUACCAUGGUUACCAAAUGAUUAAUUUCUACAUUGCUUCUAAGACAGUUGAUCAGUAGAUGAGUUUAAUAUUUGUCCAGCUUGUUGCAUUGCUGUCAUUGUUGCCAGCCAACGUCCAGAUAACAAACAUAAAGUUCCUCAAGUGAAAUGAAGCACCGCUGUGUCCGUGUGUGUCCGUGUGUGUCCGUGUCCGCUCUGUGUGGGAAUCAAAAGUUUUGGGAUUUGAUGAAUGUCCUGCGGAAAAAUACAAUUCAGUUGACAUGUACAUUGCAGUCCAUGUUUUCUGCAACUUACACACACAUGCACACGCAUGCUGCAGAGUGAUACAGCCUCGUUGACAGUCACUGCUCACAUACUUAAUAUUUCAUACUGACCAAGAAUCCUCCGCUUUAGUUAAACUCUGCGCAUUGAUCUUAGAAAUAUUCUGCAGUUUCCAGAGGGCAAAAUCCUACACGGAGCUCUCAUCAUAGCUCUCCUUCUUCAAAUUACCAAAGCACUCAGCUUUGACCCUUCACUGUCCGCCUCCGCUGGUGGAGUUCUGACUUCUGAUUUUCUCUGCUGUUUUGAUGCAUUCCAACUACUCAGAUUGAUUAAUGUUAGAGUUUAAAGCCAGGAGGAAGACUAGUCUAAAGACGGACAGUUUUCACAUGAGUCACUUUAACGAGGUGAUGAUUUAGUGGUUUUCAGCAUGAACUUGAGGAGAGCAGUAAAUUCCAUCACCUCUUUACAUUCAGGUGUAGUCUGAACCUGUUCAAAUGUCUCCAACUAAACCAAACUUCCAUCUUCAUUGACUUUCUUCAGCUCGGCUUCCACUUUGUUACAUUUCUGAACUGGAGCUUUAUGUUCUCUUUCAUACAGUGAGCUGGUUUCAUUAUGUUAAUGGCUCCACAAAACCCUUUUGACUUCUUUCACAAUCCGACAGUUUGCAGUAUGCUGCCUUACAGAAAAAUCUUUCCUCUUUAUCGAUUUUUGUUCGUUUUCAUUCUCAAAUCUCAAUCCAGCUCUGUCUCAGUGUGAAAACAAACUGAAGCAUUCUGUGUUCAGGCCUCUUUGAAGACAUUGUAAAAUAGUUUAUGUACAUGUAUAGAUUAUUGAUUCACCAAACAAAUGCUUGACUUGGGAAAUGCUUUAUAUUCUUUAACUUCAGUCCACUCCACUAUUUAUUAUGUGCAUUAUCAGUGUCUUAUGUGACUUUAUUUAUGUAAAUAAAGAGUUGCCAGUCGAGAUAGAAUUGAGGUGAUGUGAUGAGUUAAUGAAGGUUAUAACAGACUGUUGUGAUGCUGAGGCAGAAUCUAAAGUGUCUCAUGCUGUAUUCUCACUCUUCACAGUUGUUACGACUCAAUAAAAACUAUCUGGAACAUUG